ACAGAUGUCGCGACGGUCUCGAUGCCGCUCGACUUCGUCUACUAGUAUAUAUGUAGCGGUCGAUAUUAAAAGGGGAUUUCGCCACGAAAACCGGUCGCCGGCUGCUUCCCAUUGCUUUCCCAGUCAUUGUGUCUCUCGCCCACCGUGAACCACGAUCUUCCGAGGAAGUUAACAGAGCAAAAUAAACAGCAGCAACCAUGCCUCAGAUACAGAAACCAGCGCCUUUUUUCUCCAGUACCGCCGUUGUAAAUGGACAAUUCAAGGAUAUUAAGCUUUCCGACUACAAGGGCAAAUAUGUAGUGCUCUUUUUCUACCCGUUGGACUUCACUUUCGUAUGUCCGACUGAGAUCAUUGCUUUCUCCGACCGCGUGAAAGAGUUCAAUGAUAUCAACUGUGAGGUGAUCGCCGCAUCCACCGAUUCUCACUUCAGUCAUCUCGCGUGGGUGAAUACACCCCGCAAACAGGGUGGUCUCGGUGAAAUGAACAUCCCUCUGUUGGCGGACAAGAGUAGCAAAAUUGCUCGCGAUUACGGUGUACUUGACGAAGAUACGGGAAUUCCCUUCCGUGGCCUUUUCAUCAUCGAUGAUAAGCAGAAUUUGCGUCAAGUCACCAUCAACGAUUUGCCUGUCGGAAGAUCCGUGGACGAAACUCUACGGUUGGUUCAAGCGUUCCAAUACACUGAUAAGCAUGGCGAGGUAUGCCCAGCUGGUUGGAAGCCCGGCAAGAAAGCCAUGAAGCCCGAUGUUGUUGGCUCAAAGGAAUACUUCAAGGAUCAAUAAAAUAUCAAUGGACAAUAAAAUAUCACAAUAUUUCUUCAUACAUCUUGUUAAAUAUACUUAUGUGUGUGCGUUUUAUACACUUUCAUCGCGUAAUUUUGUAAUUUGACGCGUCUACAUUUCCGUUUUUACUUAGCAUAGCUAAGCAUACAUUAUCAAAAUAGCACACAUUAAAAAUAUUCAUUCUUAGUUUAAUAAAUGGGUUUAUUUUCUA
This is a messenger RNA of Camponotus floridanus (Florida carpenter ant), 990 nucleotides long. It is a transcript of the gene Prx2, whose product is annotated as peroxiredoxin 1. The record is from RefSeq and is a predicted model, not a curated record. The coding region runs from base 198 to 779 and encodes 193 amino acids. Gene Ontology annotation, molecular function: thioredoxin peroxidase activity. Gene Ontology annotation, biological process: cell redox homeostasis; response to oxidative stress; removal of superoxide radicals. The transcript has 4 exons. Gene Ontology annotation, cellular component: cytosol. Lineage: Eukaryota; Metazoa; Arthropoda; Insecta; Hymenoptera; Formicidae.